Molecule: messenger RNA, 1232 nt
Organism: Loa loa (African eye worm)
Lineage: Eukaryota; Metazoa; Nematoda; Chromadorea; Rhabditida; Onchocercidae
Exons: 8
Coding region: 85-1062 (325 amino acids)
Biological process (GO): positive regulation of myoblast differentiation; regulation of transcription by RNA polymerase II; muscle organ development
Molecular function (GO): protein dimerization activity; DNA-binding transcription factor activity, RNA polymerase II-specific; RNA polymerase II cis-regulatory region sequence-specific DNA binding
Source: RefSeq, a predicted model, not a curated record
AAAUUUUCGAGCCAGAUUUCUCUUGAAUAGGAAGACUGAACUCGCUUCCAGAAAUACCUAUGUUGAGCGAUUUUCGCUUUUUUGAUGAACCCAGAAGGGUGUCAAUACGAUCCAUUAUACGGCUACACGCAACCACAAGCAAGAAUAACGGCAGCGCCGGAUAUAACGACUUUAACACCUUUUGCACCUCAAGCAGCACCUCUUGGAGAAUAUUCAUCUGCACAUGCCCUUUCUACUUAUGACCCGUACAGAUAUCCCUCCUACUAUCCAUCUUAUGGUCCGACUGCUGGCUCAACAUCCUUCUAUGCCACAGAUUUAACACCGUUUUCAACAAAUCGGAACAAUGUAGACUUCCCGAAAUCAGUUCGACCUGAUUCUGGAAUUACGAAGGAUAUCAAGCAGGAACAAGAUGUUAAAGAGCAUGCAGUAGAACUAAUUUCGGCAGCAGGUGGUUCAACCAGCGAUAUCCCAGAACCGCAUGGGGAGUUAAUUCAGACAAAUGCGGAUGUUGCUAAUACUUCAACCGUUGUGCAGCAACAUGCUGAACCUACAUCAGUACCACGGCGGUUGGACAGGAGGAAAGCAGCAACAAUGCGCGAAAGGCGGCGAUUGCGUAAAGUAAAUGAGGCAUUUGAAGUGGUCAAACAAAGGACAUGUCCUAAUCCCAACCAAAGAUUACCAAAGGUUGAAAUUUUGAGAAGUGCAAUUGAAUAUAUCACAAAACUAGAAAAUAUGCUGCAAAGUCAAGGAAAAAUGACAAAAAUCAUGGCUGCAAAUCAAGGAAUUCACUUGCCAGAUAACGAUAGCCAAGAUUAUGUCUCUGUACAUAAUACAUCCAGCAAUGGUUCAGCCGCAGCUUACUACGAUAGCAAAAUGGGAACAUUUACGGAAGAGAAUGAAGAUUUCGGAAGUGUAAGCACCAGCGAAAGCUCUCAUGAAGCAAGGAAAACAUCGGGCAAGAAAAGCUCCUUAGAACGGCUAUCACGUAUCGUGGACAGUAUUACAGCUGAUGAAGAUGAAGGAGGGCUAGAAGGUUCGAGUAGUGAACCUUCUGCUGUCUGAUAAAUGAUGUUUCGGAAAUGCUCAAUGUUCGUUUAUCUCUUCUGUCACAUUUGAGAAAUAAUCAGGUUAUAGAGAAAUCAUUCAGCUUAAAGUAUUUGAAUGAUACAAUCUAGUGAUAAGUCUGUCGGUGUGUGUUUUAAAAUGAUUUGCAUCCAUCGAAACUAUAAAGC